AUGGUAUCAGAGACGUCUCUGAUGAAAAUCACGGUGGUUUUGUGUGUAUCGGUUAUAAUACAUGCUGACCCGCUAGGAAAUUUCUUGCCUCAUGAGCUCGCGGAAUGUGUAAACAGACUUACUGCUUUAGCAAACGCCACAGAUCCAUUGGCCUCAGUAGCCCGUCUAAAUAUCAAACAACGGGAAAAUACUGGACAACAGGCUAGUGUAGAGAAAGGGAUCGACUACGCUGGCACCGAAGUGCCCAGACUUGAGACGCCAGAGGAUGUGCACUUCUAUUGUAUCCAAAAGUUCGUGUGGAAAGCGGACAUGGUGCGCUGGGAGGACUACAACAUCACUCAGACGAACAAAGACUUCAUCAAUGGCCUUCUAGCAUCCAUGAUGAAAACAUCACGGUCAAAGCACUCAAGAAGCAAGCGCCAGGCCGGUGGUCCAGGUGGUAGGUUUCCGCCGACAGGUUUCCGCGUCCGACGGGAAAUCAGACGAAUAUCCGACGGAGAAAGAAGAGCAUUUUUUGGAGUAGUGCGCAUAUUGAAAAUGAACGGAGUGUAUGACAUUUUCGCCAGAUAUCAUAUGGGAAUUACAGUGGACUCCGCUCAUGGGGGUCCAAAUUUUCUUGGGUGGCAUAGAGUCUACCUAGCCAUGUUCGAGGAAGCAAUCAGACGAAUUGACAGACGACUUUCACUGCCGUUCUGGGACUCAACGCUUGACUACGACAUGGUCAAUCCGGUACACUCAAUUGUGUGGUCACCGGCGUUCUUUGGAAACGGUGAUGGACCGGUUAUCACGGGACCCUUCCGAUACUUUGCAGCACAUAAUGGUCCCCUAGGAAGAAAUAUAGGUUUUAACAGUUCGCUGCUUACCAAAGAGAGUAUAAGAAAUAUAAUGACGCGUUGUCUGACUAGCGAAAUCGUCCCUCUAACUGCCGCACCUAUGUUCGAUCUUGAUGCGUUGCAUGGUGGCCCUCACAUGUGGGUCGGUGGACAGUUAAGUAUGCUUGAAACAGCCGCCUUCGAUCCAGUAUUUUUCCUCCACCACGCAUUUAUAGACUAUAUUUGGGAAAUAUUCCGCAUUCACCAAUUCUUUGACUGUGGAGUUAAGCCAAACACUGACUAUCCACAUGUACCUGAUCUACACGCCGCACUCAGACCAAUGGACGCACUACAAGGAUACAUCAACAUUGAUGGCUAUCGAAACUACUGGACACAAUUCUGGUAUAGAUACGAACGUUCUCCAACGUGUCCGUUUUGCGGCUCUCCAUAUUUAAGAUGCGACCCGAUCCGUGGCGUAUGCGUAUCACGUGAACGCAGGCUUUCACCCGAUGAAGGAUCUCCAGGUCCGAUGGGUUACUCUGCUGCAGGAACGGCAGCAUCCCCACGAGCAGCACGAGCAAGGGCUUUUGUUGCAACUCUCGGCGUCGGCCGACAGUUCCCGGCGCCUCCCGCUGAACCAAGGACGCAGAUUGCUCAAGCAAGCAUGGCUCUUAUGGGAGCUUUUAGACGUAAAAGGAGGGCCGUACCGCAGCAACAAAUGACACCUUUCCCAUUUGUUGGUGAUAAUUCAACUCGGCAAAAUAUCAUGCAACCACUUGCAAUAGGAGCAAAGUUUCUUGCCUCAGUAUCUGAAGAUCGAACAUUAGACGUUUUGUUUAGGAACAAUGCAAGCGGUAUGUUUACAGGGCAAAACGUCGAUGAAGCUACGCAAGCUGUUUACUCAGGACAUGCAUUUCGAGUCGCAGAACCAAUGCCACUGCUCCCCGUUCCGGUGUGGGACACACUAGAUUCAUAUAUGGAGAACCCUAGCUCUUACAUUACCAACUCAUCGGCUUAUGACUGGCUUUUUGUUCCUGUUCAAGUGACAUACAACGCUGUUGGUGCCGAAUUCUCUGCCCAGAUACCGAGUAUGAAAUGUCUGUCAUCGGAUUCAAUAUUGUCUCAUAUAAAAGUGUCCGCACAAGGCCUAAAUUAUCUUGGAGAAUAUACCGACUACGCGGCAGUGGACAACAGCAUAGCUCUAGCCUCCUCCCACGCAAUCGUCGCCAUACGGGCUCCAGUGGUCGGACCGUCUAUUUCCAUGGUAACUGCAAGUCACGGAUGCGGAUUAAUGUGCAAACCAAUGUGCAUAGACACCGAGACCGGCACGUUGCUGUACAAACCAUGCACGGGAAUACUGUGGAUCAAACCAGAAGAUGCAACAGCGUACGUCCGAUCCCACGACGAGGCUGUGGAAAGCCUUGCAAGAGGUGGGGCCAAAGUCCCAAUAAUGUUCGAGUGUCACAAGGAAAGUCAGGCCCCUUGGCAGAAGCUCUAAACCACAUUUCUUGUCUUGCUUAGUUUUUUCUGAGUAAAACAUGAAAAAUUUGAAUGAAAACAGUCCCUUUUUCUCUAUUUUCAAAGCAGAAGUCAAAUUAUAACAUAAUUAUAAAUAUUUUUGAAUGGGAUUGCUUCCUUAACUGCUAGUUUUGGUUGUUUGUUUUUGUAAUAUAUGUGGAUUCUAAUUACAAAAUAACGGUAAAUUGUCUUAGUGAUUUCCUCUAGUCAUGUACAAGAUUUUCACAUGACUUUUCAAAAGCAAAUAUGUUAAAACAAAAAACUUAAAUUAUAUUUU
This is a messenger RNA of Dreissena polymorpha, 2607 nucleotides long. RefSeq lists its product as uncharacterized. The transcript is spliced from 5 exons. NCBI's taxonomy places the organism in Eukaryota, Metazoa, Mollusca, Bivalvia, Myida, Dreissenidae. The record is from RefSeq and is a predicted model, not a curated record. Gene Ontology annotation, molecular function: oxidoreductase activity. Bases 1 to 2310 code for a protein of 769 amino acids.